Ostreococcus lucimarinus CCE9901 is the source of this 915-nucleotide messenger RNA. RefSeq lists its product with no specific name. Bases 1 to 915 code for a protein of 304 amino acids. The record is from RefSeq and is a predicted model, not a curated record. NCBI's taxonomy places the organism in Eukaryota, Viridiplantae, Chlorophyta, Mamiellophyceae, Mamiellales, Bathycoccaceae. The transcript has a single exon.
AUGCGCAAGCGCCGGGCUCGUGAACUGACUAAGCGUUGGCUGCUCCUUGUGCUCGUGUGUGGUUCGUUUCUCUUCGCCUUUCUCUACCCCCUUCCAGAAACAAAAAGUAGCGUACACACAGUCGUAAUUCUGACGGUUGGUAACGACAGGAAACUAGACGAUCUGCACCGCCUCGCUCGCGACACGGUUUUCUCGAACACUCGCUCUGCACGAAUCUCUGCCCAAGUGUUGGUUUAUGAAGGCAAGUUUCGCCCUUGGUUCAACACGUCAACUGCCGACGACGCGACAGUCGUGCAAGCCUCUCGGGAGGUGGAACGAUUGCGUUACGGAAGUCAUUCGUUCGAGUUGUUCUCAGGAAUAUACGGUGCUUCAGUGAAGCCAAGAGCCUUGAGAUGGCUCACGCAGCCAGAUCAAGCGUGGAUCGACUUCGGCUGGAUCAUCGAGCCCGACGUGGUUUUCACCGGCUCGUGGCAAACGCUUUUUGAGAAAUACGAAUCAGAUUCGAGUGAUCUCAUCGCUUUCAACACAACAUUUCGGUACUCAAACAAGACGGCAUGGAAUCACUGGCCAUCUUGCACGUACUGUCGAGGCCUUCCGAAUUGGUGCAAGCAAAGUGCCUUGUUGCCCGCGUUUCGGAUCUCGCGAAACUUUGCCGCCGCCGCGGUGGCGCACCUCUCCACUUCUACCAGAAGCAGCGGACAUCACGAGGCAUUCCUACCAACUUUCCUCACGGUGAAUUCCGACACAUUCUCGUUCCGUGAUUUGGGUCCCGACGUAGCUUACAUGCGCUGGCGUCCGGCCUUUGACUUUGACGCGGUACCCAGACUUGCGCCGAUUCGCCGCGACGCGCUGUACCAUCCCGUUAAAUCUCUGGAAAUGUAUAGAAACCUCUCUCAAGCGUCACUUGAGGCGUGA